CUGUGGUGACUGUGCUCCGCAUGUUAGCGGCUGCAGGGACAGCAUUUAAUGAAGAAAAAUCUGUGACAACUUGUAGGAGGACCGUGUUCAAUCCAAGGGGGAAACUAUGUCGUUUUUGCAAAUCAUAUCCGUCUUUCUCUAUGAGAGACAUAUACAUGUGUAUAUUCUUUCGUAAAUAAGCCCCCGGACAGUUCACCUCCCAGACCUACGUCGUAGGUGUCGUAUGGGGCCCACCCCUUCAAAACAAUCUGACGGUUGCUCUUUCGCAAUCACUUACUCCAUGGAAUAAAAGCCACUUCGUAACGUAACUUAGGAUCGCUGAAAUACCUAAAGGCAGGGGGCAGCCGCGGUGCACCGGCAAGCCGCUAUACCGCGUGAGAGGAGGGCAGGAGGGAGAGAGUCUGGGCACCCCGGCGAGGACCUGCUAUAUGAGAGGGAUCCCCGGCACGAGGAACUGCUGUAUCGGAGGGGACGGGAGGGAUCCCAGCACCAGGAAACCCCAAUGGGAAGCAGGUCGAGGCUGGCAGAGACCGUGGGCUCCUGCGGAGCUAGUGCCGCAAAAAGAGAGAAGCGCACGCUGGCAGAUGUGUCGAUCCUGCACUUCGUUAGUGCAGAGCUGACCAGAGGAUACUUCCUGCAGCACAAUGAGGCAAAGUUCAUGGAGCGUCGGCAGCGGGUUUACACCUGCAUGCGGAUUCCCAGGGAGCUGGAGAAGCUGAUGGUGUUCGGCUUCUUCCUGUGCCUGGACGCCUUCCUCUACAUGUUCACCCUCCUCCCCCUCAGGGUGCUGCUCCUCCUGCCCCGACUGCUCCUCCUGCCCUGCUUCAAACUCAGAGGCCCAUGCAUCGUGCAGCCCUCCCAGGUGUGCGACAUCCUGAAGGCCUUCAUCAUGGUCAUCUGCUGCUGCCUGCUGCACUACGUGGAUUACUCCAUGAUGUACCACAUGAUCCGCGGCCAGUCGGUCAUCAAGCUCUAUGUCAUCUACAACAUGAUGGAGGUAGCCGACCGCCUGUUUUCCUCUGUUGGCCAAGACAUAUUGGACGCCCUCUACUGGACGGCUGCUGAACCCAAAGAGAGGAAACGAGCUCACAUCGGCCUCAUACCCCAUUUUGUCAUCGCCGUUCUUUAUGUGUUUCUGCAUGCUGUACUGAUCAUGAUCCAAGCGACGACGCUCAACGUGGCCUUCAACUCCCACAACAAGUCCCUGCUGACCAUCAUGAUGUCCAACAAUUUUGUGGAGAUUAAAGGAAGUGUAUUCAAGAAGUUUGAGAAAAAUAAUCUGUUUCGCAUGUCAAAUAGUGACAUCAAGGAGAGGUUCACAAACUACAUCCUGGUGCUCAUUGUGUGUCUCAGGAACAUGGAGCAGUUCUCCUGGAACCCAGAUCAUCUGUGGGUCCUGCUCCCUGAUGUCUGCAUGGUAAUAGCCUCGGAAGUAGCGGUGGACGUGGUGAAGCACGCGUUCAUUACGAAGUUCAACGACCUCACAGCCGACGUAUACAGUGAGUACAGAGCGAGGCUGGCCUUCGACCUUGUCAGCAGCCGACAGAAAACCGCAUACACUGACUACAGUGACUCUGUGGCCAGGAGAAUGGGCUUCAUUCCUCUUCCUCUCGCAGUGCUGCUAAUCCGCGUGGUGCUGAGCUGUUGGAAAGCAGAGGGCACUCUAUCCUACCUUUGCCUGAUACUUUUCUUCAUGGGAAUGAUGUCCCUGAAGGUGCUGAACAGCAUCAUCCUCGUGGGCAAAUCCUGCAUCUACAUUAAAGAGGCCAACAUGGAAGACAGGCUGACGCGGCAUCGUUCAGCGUCGGCCCCGCGGAGAGUUACCGGCCGGCCCAAAUGUCCAGGCAGCCCCCCCACAGCUGGUCCUGUGGACAGCCCCAUCUCCACCCCCAUCAUCCUCCAGCCAGCCGAGUUGGGGAGCCUCACCCCCAAGCCCUCCAUCUGUACCCCGGUCCAACCCCCACCGGUGUCAGACUGGGCGGAGGGUCCCAGCGCCACCCAGAACGCAUCCGAGGCCAAACGAAAGACCCGGAAGGAAGACCUGCUGGACAUAGACCGCUUCACCAUAUGUGGCAAUCGGAUUGACUGAGACCUCCGGCAGUGUCCUCUGGGGGGAGCCCUAGAGUCACAUCACAGCACACAAUGGGAUCGUCCGUCGCAAGUGCAUAAUCGCUGGCCACGGGGAUGGUUUUCAGUCUUGGUGUUUUGAUGAAGAACACCGUUGCACUGUGUUGCCUAAGACUUUUAAGUGUAAGAAAUAGCUGGGGGAGGAAAAUAACAUUUUUUAACAAGAGUCUUAAAAGUCUUGAUUUUCACACAACCAGUUUUAAAGUAAAUUUUUGCUGAAUAGACUCUUAGCAGUCUGCAAGUAGUGACACACAGGGAAAGACAGACGAGAUCAUUGGGCUUUACUGAUAUUCAGUUGAAAUAAGCCACCUGAGCUGUCGGAGGGUUCGUUUGAGAAUGUUUUGGCUCAUUUACAACCCAGAUGUAUAAAGUGAACCGUCCUGAAUUCCUUUUAGCUCGGUCCAGUUUUUCCUGUUUUUUAAUGGUCACUGCAUUGUCCAGUGCAGUGGCAGCUGAACGUCCUAAGAACAUUCACGAGUAUCACAAGUAUCCUUCCAUAUUAUUGCUGCCGGACUGGUUUCACUUAUUUGCACUGAUUGCAGGCGGAUUUUUUUCUUCUUCAUUUUUCUAGUAACUUUUUGCAGGAAAAUGUGGGGCUUGAUUUCAGAUGUUGAUCAGAAUCCCUUCCAAAAGGCCUGAAAACCGGUAUGAAACUAAAAUUAUAUUCAUGGUUUUGUUAAAAAAAUGAAUUUGAAAAAAGCAAAAACCACAAAUAAAACAUAUGUUGUUAGAUUA
This is a messenger RNA of Paramormyrops kingsleyae, 2862 nucleotides long. Its product is annotated as transmembrane anterior posterior transformation protein 1 homolog. Gene Ontology annotation, biological process: positive regulation of cilium assembly. Gene Ontology annotation, cellular component: endoplasmic reticulum membrane; ciliary basal body. The record is from RefSeq and is a predicted model, not a curated record. Lineage: Eukaryota; Metazoa; Chordata; Actinopteri; Osteoglossiformes; Mormyridae.